AUUACAAGCAGGAAAGAUAAUAAUAACCCUUUGUGAUAAUAAUACUCCAUUAUAUCAAUUUUAUGAUUAUGUAAGCACCGCAUAUUACACAGUCCUAAAACAUGUCCAAGACUAACGCCUAAGUAAUGUCUGUUACUGUAAAAAUCUUAUUUUUCGCCAAAUCCAGAGAAAUUGUGGGCCAAACAUCUGCAUCCCUUGAACUACCAACACAUAUUUCAUACGUUGAUUUAUUACAGAAAAUAGUGGAAGAGUUUUCGUUGAACGACAUCAAGCAUAGCGUUAUUUUAUCCCUUAACGAGGAAUUUUGCCACAGUGAAGACACAAUUAACUUGAAGAACGGAGACGAAAUUGCAGUAAUUCCACCUCUAAGCGGCGGCUAA
Messenger RNA from Zophobas morio, 380 nucleotides. RefSeq names its product molybdopterin synthase sulfur carrier subunit (gene Mocs2A). The transcript has a single exon. The coding region runs from base 126 to 380 and encodes 84 amino acids. Gene Ontology annotation, cellular component: cytosol. Gene Ontology annotation, biological process: Mo-molybdopterin cofactor biosynthetic process. The record is from RefSeq and is a predicted model, not a curated record. Lineage: Eukaryota; Metazoa; Arthropoda; Insecta; Coleoptera; Tenebrionidae.